Molecule: messenger RNA, 1248 nt
Organism: Aspergillus welwitschiae
Lineage: Eukaryota; Fungi; Ascomycota; Eurotiomycetes; Eurotiales; Aspergillaceae
Exons: 7
Coding region: 1-1248 (415 amino acids)
Source: RefSeq, a predicted model, not a curated record
AUGGGUUGGGUCCAUAACCUUGCCCACCCGGAUGCCCACAACCAUGUGGCGCGCGUGAUCGCCAUCUGCUUGACAUUCAGCAUCAGUGCGGUGAUCGCCCUUGUGCUAAGGCUGUACAUCCGCUUGCAUUCGAAACGUGCCCUUUGGCUAGACGACUACUCGGCGGCAUGUAGUGCAGUGUUGGGAGCAGCCUAUGCGGGGAUUGCAGUGGCCCAAACACGGUAUGGCUUAGGACUGGACGCCGCUGCUUUUCCGGAUGCGAACGUGGUGAUGUUCAGUAAGAUCCAAUACGCUGGCGGCCCCACGUAUAUCCUUGCUAUCCUCUGCUUCAAGGUGUCGCUCCUGACGUCCUACCUGCGAGUAGGAGGUUUCGUGGCUGCCUAUCGAUGGAGCAUCAUUGGGGUGGUGAUAGCUGUGGUGUGCAACCAGGUCAUUUUCACGUUUCUCUUAACGCUGGCAUGCAAUCCGGUCGCAAAACAAUGGGACGCGAGUCUCCCAGGCACAUGCAUUGACACCGUCGCUUCAUACUAUGCAUUGGCUGGUAUAUUCACCCCCUACCAACCCAUCAAAAUUAUGAUCCAUAACCAGAAAAUAGGAACAAGCCUGGGCUUCGACCUAGUCAUUAUUGCCCUCCCCCUACCGGUCCUAUGGUCCUUACAACUCCGACAAGCGCAAAAGAUCGCUCUCAUGGCCCUCUUCGCCCUCGGUUUCUUCAUUACGAUCAUCCAAAUAAUCCGCAUAUUCACCAUCAAGCACCUCAAAACCUACACAGACAGCCAACCGAUCGUUUUAUGGUCGCAAGUGGAAAUAAGCCUGGGAGUAAUAAUCGCAUGCGUCCCCACCUACGGUCCCUAUUUCCACGCCUUCGCCUCGACCCUCACCUCAAGCUACAACACGCGCCGCCAACGACGCCAACACGCCUCGCAGAGCCAGACCAUGGACCCGUCCCGCUCGUACGCACUGAGCGGGGCGCGUCGAACGCAGCGCAACCAGAGCCGUAUGCUCCCUUCUGAGACGGACGACCAGGCUGAGUUUCUGGAGUUGGGGGAGGCCAGUGCGGGAAGAAACAGGCCAUGGGAUAAUUCUGUCGCGGUGACUACGACAAUUGGGCAUGGUGAUGGGGAUAGUAGUAGUGGGGGGAGGAGCUCGUUGGGAAGUGGAAGGGGGAGAGGCAGUGGAGAGGGGAAGGAUGGGGAAGGCCCGUUGCAGAUUCAGAGGGUCGUGGAGGUGGAGGUAAGGGUUGAUUAG